Molecule: messenger RNA, 345 nt
Organism: Cooperia oncophora
Lineage: Eukaryota; Metazoa; Nematoda; Chromadorea; Rhabditida; Trichostrongylidae
Source: the annotation of a GenBank genome assembly
AUGUCCCCUCUGCUUUACGAUGUCUUCGACUCUAGUCUACUUGUUCGUCCCAGCAUAACUGGUGGCCUGGCAAGCUAUCCAGCCAGCGAGAGGUUCGGCCACACUCUCAUCAAUCCGACCCUAUUCCGUUAUGACAAGGACUUCAAUCCGAUCAAAGAUGGACAUAUUUCGCUGCACAAGGCAUUCUUCGCUCCUGAACGACUUCUCUCCGAAGGUGGCAUCGAUCCGCUUAUAAGGGGAUUGUUCGCGUCGCCCUUGAAGUUGCCAAUGCCGAACCAGAUGCUUAAUAUGGAGCUCACUGAAAAGCUUUUCGACCGUUUCCAUGAGGUUUGUGAAGUACAGUAA